Sus scrofa (pig) is the source of this 491-nucleotide messenger RNA. RefSeq names its product RNA polymerase II, I and III subunit K (gene POLR2K). Gene Ontology annotation, molecular function: zinc ion binding; DNA binding. Gene Ontology annotation, biological process: DNA-templated transcription. NCBI's taxonomy places the organism in Eukaryota, Metazoa, Chordata, Mammalia, Artiodactyla, Suidae. Gene Ontology annotation, cellular component: RNA polymerase I complex; RNA polymerase II, core complex; RNA polymerase III complex. The record is from RefSeq and is a predicted model, not a curated record.
GGAGACUACAUCCUGCGUCAUCUGCCAGUGCCGGAAGUGGGCUGACACACAGCGGCCUCAGGAAUCUGUUAGGGAGCCUCGGGAAGUUUCUCCGUGUUCCGUGGGUAGGGGUUUGGCGGAUUGGCGGUUUGGGAUUGGAAGGGAUAACGAUGGACACACAGAAGGACGUUCAACCCCCAAAACAGCAGCCAAUGAUAUAUAUCUGUGGAGAAUGUCACACAGAAAAUGAAAUAAAAUCAAGGGAUCCCAUCCGAUGCAGAGAAUGUGGGUACAGAAUAAUGUACAAGAAAAGAACUAAAAGAUUGGUGGUUUUUGAUGCUCGAUGAAACGUGAAAUUCAGAGGAAUAUCUUCAUUUGGAUUUGCUGUUGAUGUUGUAUAGCUUUUGAUUUGUGUACUUUAAGAAUACAGCUGUGUAUCAUGAUUUCAUUUUAAAAACCAUAUUGUAUUUAGGGGUCUAUUAAUAGUUUAAUAUAAAGGUAUUUUUGGUUCA